UAAGAACUUCAGUGCGGACUUUGCUGACAUAUGGCUGGUUGAGUAGCAUGUAUCCAGUACCAGCUUUCAAAGCCAUUAACCAUGGGUGUGCAUGCUGGAGCAUUUAACCACAAGGUUAGGAAAAAAGCCGGUCCGCCGCCAUCAUCUGAUGUUCAUAACUAAAGGGAUCGGAGUCGUCGAACGCCGUCGCGCCAUACCCUCCCCCUCCUACUCCCCCAAGCCCACCCUCCAAUUCCCCUUCAACCCCCAAAAGCCUUCCCUCACCCACCGCGACACCCGCAUAUGCCCCCUCGCCGCCGUCGAAGCCCCAGAAAAUAUCGAAAACCUCCGCCUCAAGAGGACGGUCAUCUCCGACGAAAGCCUCGAGCUUCUUUUCAGGAUUUUGGAGAUUUGACGAAGGGAAGGGGUAGGCCUGCGAUUCGACGGGAAGGGAUGGGCCUACGAACAGACGGGGACGGAGGAGUCGUUGCAUCAAUGAGGAUGGGUCUCUCGACAAGAGAGAUAGCGCCGAUGGAUCUAAUCUGGAAGAAGAGGUGGUCGGCGGGAGUUCGUGCUUGCGUUCGAGACGGCAAUGUGGAGAGGGAAGGGAUGAUGGGUUUUGGCCGUGCGGUAGAGGUGGGUCGAAUUGGGAGGUGGGUUCUGGUCGGCGAUUGAAAUGGAACCCGGCCGGGAUCUGUACUGGUCCGCCGAAAUGACACGGUUGAAGACGGAGGAGUUGGAGGGUGAGCUGCAGUUGAUGAGCUAGUUGUCUGAGGGAGUGAAGGAGGCUGUGAAGUGGAGGAGAGAGAGGAGGGUCAGAGAGAGAGAGUGUAGAUUAAUAGCGUUGACGGUUGGGAGAGGGAAUUGAGGGUGGGUGUGAGGAGAGGGUGUGCAGAAGAGCAAUUCGACCGGAUUGGGCAAAAUGCCCAGCACUCAGUCCAAAAAACAGCCCAGCACCCCGUCCAUUAUCUCCAGCCCGCCCGCACAACAGCCUGGGGCACAGCCCAUGCUGGUCUCUACGCCAGCUCAAAACUGACUGACCAAGAAGCUGGGCAAGUGGCCACGUGC
This is a messenger RNA of Malus domestica (apple), 1047 nucleotides long. The record is from RefSeq and is a predicted model, not a curated record. Lineage: Eukaryota; Viridiplantae; Streptophyta; Magnoliopsida; Rosales; Rosaceae.